AUGGCUGGCGAUGCAUCCCACAACCCCGGGCCAACAAGCAUGUCAGUUGCCCAGCGCAUGCGACAUUUCAAUGGCCGGCUUGUCUUCAUCAUGCUAUACAUGGCGUUCUGUGCCUUCAACUACGGAUUUGACGUUGGAACCUUUGGAGGCGUCCAAGCUAUGCAUAGCUUCGCCAGUCAGUUUGGAAAAUGCGACAAAGACGAUGUCUGCGCCCUUCCCGGAUGGCUGUCCUCAGUGAUGACUGCUACCCCCUUUCUCGGCAAAGCGGCGGGUUGCAUUGUAUGUGGCUGGGUAGCAGAAAGAUGGGGUCGUGGAGCCGCCAUUAUCUUGCUUUGCGUUGCAUCCUUCAUCGGAGUUGCCUUACAAACAUCCGCUACCACCUCAGCCCAGUUCACAAUCGGCCGUGUCAUUACAUACGCCAUGACUGGCAUGGCCAUUAUGGUCAUUCCCAUUUAUUCAGCCGAGGUGGCUCCCGAGGUCCUCCGGGGCAUGUUUGGCUCGACAAUCCAAGUAAUGGUCAUCUUCGGCCAAGUUGUUUCCACAAUCAUCACCUACGGCACCAAGAAUAUCGAAGGGGCCGCAGCAUGGCAGAUCCCAAUCGGAUUGCAGCUUGUGGUGCCUGGAAUCAUCACCGCGCUUUUGCCUUUUCUGCCCGAGUCUCCUCGUUGGCUACUCAGCAAAGAUAGGCGGGAGCUUGCAGUGGCUAAUCUGAAGAAAUUAAGGAAGGGAGUUAGCGAGGAAGACAUCCUGACCGAGGCGGAUGCGUUGACGUUUGCUCAUGCUCACCAAGAGAAAGGCACUUGGGCUGAAGUUUUCGACAAAUCGAAUCGGAUCCGUACCGCCGUAGCCGUUUUAGCCAUGUUCGGCCAGCAGAUCACCGGCCAGGCGUUUCCGUCCCAAUACGGUGUCAUAUUCUACCAGUCGCAAGGCUAUGGAGACAAGUCGUUCCUCUUCAACAUAAUCUCCAACGUCAUAUCAAUGGGCGCCGUCAUCAUUACUUGGUUUUACAUCGAUGGCGCCGGUCGUCGGCCGAUUCUCAUGACUGGCGGUUUCUUGAUGGGAGCAUUUCUGUUCAUCCUCGGCGGUCUGGGAUCUAUCAACAUGAACACCAUCAACCAACAUGAGAAGGAACUCAUGGUAGCUUCUGUUAUGCUAUUUCAGUUCUUCUUCAACCUUUCUUGGGCUCCUUGCUCAUACGUUAUUGUCUCCGAAACAGCAGCUCAGCGCGUUAAGGAAAAGACAAACCUGCUGGCUUGUGUUAUUUCAGUCCUCACAACCUUUGCCACCUCUUUUACCAUGCCAUACCUGAUCAACGCACGAUAUGCCAAUCUUGGUGGUAAAGUUGGCUAUAUCUACGGUACCAUUAAUUUCAUAAUGAUCGUUUUGACUUUCUUUUUUAUUCCAGAGCUUAAAGGGAGAUCUUUGGAAGAGGUGGAUCAGCUUUUCGCUAGCGGGGCACCCCUUCGGAAUUUUGCAAAGAUCAGCACAAAGACUAUUGUAGAGGUUUACAAAGAAGACAUUAAGCAUGUGGAAAACCCUAUUGAGAAUGGAGUUGAGAAAGCUUAA
Molecule: messenger RNA, 1566 nt
Organism: Ilyonectria robusta
Lineage: Eukaryota; Fungi; Ascomycota; Sordariomycetes; Hypocreales; Nectriaceae
Product: general substrate transporter
Exons: 6
Coding region: 1-1566 (521 amino acids)
Biological process (GO): transmembrane transport; carbohydrate transport
Cellular component (GO): membrane
Molecular function (GO): carbohydrate:proton symporter activity
Source: RefSeq, a predicted model, not a curated record